CGGUGUCCAAUCAGCGACUUGGCAAGAAUUCCAUCAAUGUUUGAGGAAGGCGAAUCUUCUUCAGCUACUCCUUUUCGUGAUCCUUUUGGAUAUCAUGCUAUUGUUUCUGAGAAUCAGUCGACCAUGUCAUCACCUCAUCCACCCCCUUUCGUAACUUACACACAACUGCCCCAACCUUCUUCCUCCAAUCAGUCAUUUGAGGCCAUGCUUGAUGGUUCUGGGUAUCACCAUCAGUGGAGUUAUUUUUCAAGACCAAGAGAUAUUCACGCUCAUAUGAUAGCAGAGAGUAAUCGCCAUCAUCCAUCCUACCUAUUCAAUAGCCAUGAUCCAGCAUCUCACUUUACAAGGAUCAACACGGAUGGUUUACCUGCUGCAGACUCUGUUUUCCAUCCUUUUGUUCUUGGUCAUGGAAAUGUCCCAAGAUCUGGCCCCACCAGCUCCAAUGUCCUUUCCUCGGUGUCACCAUUCCUCCGAACCCAUGCCAAUCUCCAUGAAGGCUUCCAUCGACAAAAUUCUCAAAGUGUGCAUGGAACAAGUAUGCCACAAUCUGCAAACGCAAGGGGUCUGAAUCCAGCAGACCAGUGUGUCCCUUUCCUGAUAACUCCCAUUCCUUUAGAUGCUGAGGGAAUUCGAAACCGCCACCGUCUGUGGGAGCGUGAAGCUGUAAUGACACCACGGGCGGGAUCAACUGGUUAUGACAUGGAUUCUUGCAGCAUGAGUCGAGAGAUCGAGGGUCUGCGGCAGCAAAUGCGAUAACAUCAAUAUCUG
Molecule: messenger RNA, 768 nt
Organism: Zingiber officinale
Lineage: Eukaryota; Viridiplantae; Streptophyta; Magnoliopsida; Zingiberales; Zingiberaceae
Exons: 4
Coding region: 37-756 (239 amino acids)
Molecular function (GO): ubiquitin-protein transferase activity
Source: RefSeq, a predicted model, not a curated record